GCAAAUUUCAAUUGGUCACAUUGAUUAAAAAAGUCGUCGCCAUUGUCUCGUUAUUGUGAAUGUUAUAGUGAAAAAUAAUCAAAAUAAUAAUUAAAUUGAAAAAUUUGAAAUGAACGUGGAUCCUCGCAGGCCGGAGAAAAUACAAAAGUACGUCCCCAAGUCCGGCAACGGCGCUGGCAAUGAAGAUCUAACCCCCGAUUACAUGAAUAUCUUGGGUCAGCAGCAGACCGCUGGAAAUAUGACCGAAGCGACGGAAAAGCACGGCGAGUCGACUGCGAUGCUCGAACCGAACCUUCAAGUGCAGCCGAUCCUUGAAGACGUUCAGCAAUUGGGCGGCGACGCCCCAUCGGCCCCGAACGCCACCAACGUGAUACCCACCAGCGCUCAGUACGGCGUCGCCAUUAUAUCGACGAACGAACUGGCAUCGGACACGGUCACGCCGCCGACGGGCACGGUGACGGACACGACGGCCAAGCCGGCCGACGACAAGGAGUUCCAUUCGACGCCGAGCCGCAACGACAGGUUCAAAGUGGUGAAAAUCGCCAGCUUGGAGCCGUUCAAACGGGGCCGGUGGAAAUGCAUGGAUUACGUCGACGAGGCGCCGCCCGUCGGCGCGGCCCGCGUGCCCCAAUCGUCGGGCAGCAUACAAAUAUCGGCGGGGGCGUACAUGCAAACGCAGAGCCUGCCGCAACAGCAGAUCCAGCAGAUGUUGUUGCAGAGCGGCUUCGCCAACGGCGCGCAAUUCGUGCCGCAAUUGGUGCCGCAAAACCAGUAUUUCUAUCCGCCGAAUCAGCCCGUUCAAGCGCAAUUCAUCGGCAAUCAAACGUACUUUCCGGCCGGCGUCGUGCAAAACAUGCCGAACUUUUCGAUGCCCCAGGGCUACCAGAACAUCCAAUACGUGCCGGCCAAUUUGAAUUUGAUCCAAAACCACCAAAGCGGCGCGUUCGUAUCGGCCGCGCAGCCGUUGCCGAACAACUUCCAGCAGAGCCAAUCGUACGCGGGCCAGCCGAACGUGUCCCAAACGAACGUGCAACCGACGAUGAACGGCCACAAUUUCACGGUGAACGAGCCGGUGGCCGGCGAGACGGGUAAAAGUGUCACGUUGAAUUCGAACAAUACGGUUCAAGUGCAACAGAACGUGCCGAUGCAGCAGAACAAUCCGAACGUGCCGCAGCAACAGUACCAACAACAACAACCGGCCCUCGUCCAGCCGGUGGUGUCCUCGCAAAUCGCUCCCGCGCAAUCUCAAACGUUCGACCAGAACCUGGCGAACAACGUCUACACGAAUCCCCAAUUCGCCAUGAGCGUCAACAGCCUGACGGUGUUGGACAACAGCGAGAACGCGACGGAUUUGGGCGAGACGAACAGCGGCAAUCCCAGCGAGAACAUCGACGAUCUGUCGAAGACCAAUCCCGUGGUGAACGCGAUCGAUAACAAAAUCGAACAGGCCAUGGACCUGGUGAAGAGCCAUCUGAUGUAUACGGUGCGCGAAGAGGUGGAGGUGCUGAAGGAGAAGAUCGCCGAGCUGAUGGAGAAGAUCCAGCAAUUGGAGACGGAGAACAAUUUCCUCAGGUCGCAGAUACCGAAGGGGCAGAGUUUGCCGGCCCCGGCCGGCCAGCAGACGGCCAACUUUUCGAACGCGUUGCCCAAUACGGGCUCGAACGCGUCCACGGCGAACAAUCAGUUGGCGAACGCGCCGGCGAGUACGGUGGAAACCGUCAAUUCGAAAUAGACAAAUCUCGGUUUUCUUUGUACUUUCCGUAAUGACAGUUUUUUUUUUUGUAUUUUGUUCUUCUCUUUGAUUAGUUGUUUAAGUAAUCGGACAAUGAUCGAUCGACGAGAGGCCGUGAGGUAAGUUUAACGCUAAACGUGAGGGUCGUUAAUCGUAUGAAAAACUUUACUCGAUUUCUACAAGACAUAUCACUUUGUUUUUUUUUACUUUACCCAGUAGGUUAUUUAUAUUUUUUUAAUUGCAAAUUUGUAAUAUCGAAAGAAUGAAAAUUGUUGUUUGCGAUGUACUUUUUGGUGCACUCGAUACCAAUGAGAAUAUUUUUAUAACGCGAACAAAAUCUACUUGUGAAAGUUUAUCGAUUUCCGAACAAAAAUUUAAAGUUGAAUUUCCCGUUAACGACCUUUGCACAAAUAGCCGUUAGGAAAAGCGUUAUGAUUGCGCGGACAUACUGAAAAUUUAAUGCUGUUAUCGAUUAGGACUCUAUGUACAUUUUUUUAUUUAAAUUACUAGAUGUUUUGUGUACGUGCGAUUUUCGAUGUGAAAAUUUCGGUUAAUUUUUUUUUAGACUUGAUCUGUAGCAGAAUGAUUUAUUCAAUAUGUCUAAACCCUGAAAAGUGAUAUAAUAUAUAAAAUAAAAAUAUUUAAAUGAACGUUCUCAACGUUUUUAUUAGAUGUUAAAAAGAAGAAGGAAAAAAUGUAUGACUUCCUUUUUGAUGGUAUCCUUUCGAUGGAUUAAUUAGUACCUGUGCAAAUGUAAACAGGUGCUCGUUUUGUUGAUUUUUGCUACGGUAUACAGGGUGGUACGUUUUUGCUACAAGACCACCCUGUAUUUUUCUAUUUAUUCUCCUAAUUUAAUGACACCUUUACUGCCAUUUUACACGCGAAUCGGUUAUUUUGAUUUCCACAAGACUGCUCAUUUCAUUGAAUUGUUUAUCUUUGUACGAUUUUAUUUACACAGUAUUUUAGUAUGUAUUUUACGCGAUUUUCUGCACAAUUCUGAACUAUGCUCGGUAUAUUUGCGGCAGUGGACGUGUUGAAAUAACUUCCCAUCACCACAGAAGCUAAAGUUUUAUUGCUAUUAUAGCGUCUUCUAAUAUUCGAUUAUAUUAUAUAGCAUGUUUUAUUACGAUUGAUUAUUAUCAUUGGCAAAUUGCGCAGGUGUGUAAUUAAUUCGGAGAAUGAGGCGAAGUUUUUUUUUUAAUUUGGUGCUAUCAAAAUCUGUGAUUAUAGUUUCUCCUUUGAGCUGUCUUUCUGUUAGAAUAAUCGAUAUUUUUGUAAUGAAAUAAAUAUAAAUUCGACUAUUUCUUAUAGGAAUAAAACUAUCUAAUUGUAUCGAAUGUACACGAUAUGAAGGAAUAUGAACGCGACGAAAGCAGUUUUUGAUGAUUCCUUCUGUACAUAAUCGUAUACGGG
Molecule: messenger RNA, 3145 nt
Organism: Phyllotreta striolata
Lineage: Eukaryota; Metazoa; Arthropoda; Insecta; Coleoptera; Chrysomelidae
Source: the annotation of a GenBank genome assembly